GGGUAACAGGAUUCGUUUCGAGCAGAGUGUCAGUGGCUAGUGAGCCAGUCGGAACCUCGGCAUCGAGAGAAGAUCACGCGAAGACCGUCCGUCCGGAGCUUACGACCCCGUCAUCGCCCAUGCCGGCAUUCAUCUCGCGACACCGCGACUCCGUUGAUCAACGCCGACGACAGCCUUUAAGUUCUUGGGGUAUCGAUUUUUGAACCUUAAUCUCCUCUCUCCCCGGCGAGAGAACCGCGAUCUGGGGCAAAGCACCCCACCUCAGGUGAACACCGCACUCCUGUCUCUCCCUGGCCACGCGCCGCGAUCACCGAACAUUUCACCUGGUCCGGGCCGACCGUCAGGGUUUACUACCGAGGCACCGGGACGCCGUGGGUUCAGUCGGAAUCGUGCGCCGAAGAACAGUGGAGCGAUUCCUCCCGACACCCUCGACGAGCUCGACGAUCGUGCGCCCAGCGCAAAUUGCAUCGGUAAAUCAGAGUUCAGGAUUCAGAAUUUCAAUACCAGUAUCGUUGGUCCUUGGUAGGCCCACCGCGAUCCGACAAGGUGACGCUUUCGUCCCCGAAGCUUAACGCUAAUUUUUUUAUCAUCGAACGCGUUCCGAGCUCGAAAUCGGAUCAGGAGUCGGAGGUGCGCCGACCACGAUCCAUCGAUCAUAUCUUACGCUUCGCUGGGUAUAUUUCUGCGAAUACUCGGUUCAAGUUGUGACGCACAGGAGGCUGAUACCAUCGGAAGUGAGGGUGAGGGAGCGACAUGAGGUUGUCGAUGCUGCUACCCCUUUUGGGGCUGCUCGCGCUUGGAUACGCUGAAAAAUGCCCCAGGCAAAGAACAUCGCCGGGAAAGGAAAUCCUGUGUUACACGUCCAGCAACGACCCCGAAGAAUUGGCAGACGUCAUUUGCAAAUGUACAACGCUCGUUCACCAGGGACAUGAACUCCACAAUCUCACAACCGCUGGGAUUGAGGAGCUCCAGAAGGUCCUCAAGGAGUCGAAUCCUGUUCUCCAGUUCGUCAUAUCCGUGACGGACCCGCAACGCUCUCUCAGGACGUCCGCAACGACGCGCCAGGCGGCGUCGGGACGCCUCGCCAAUAUUCUGUCACAGGUGGACGGAGUCGAACUCGACAUGACUGCCGGGUCCAAGGAACGUCUGACCCACUUCGUCAAGGGACUUAAGGACGAGAUGACCAGGAAAUCCAACGAGAAGAGGAUAUUGUUGGCGCUUCCAACGAAACCGGAGGAGCUUGCGAAGCAGUACGAUAUUAAGGCCUUGGCAAAAUACGUUGAUCUCUUCACUAUGUCGACCAACUACCUCUUCGACGAAACUGAAUCGUCCAACACCUUCCACCCUUCUCGACUCAUGGGUAUCUUCGAUAUGCUCAACACCGAUAGCUUGGUCGAUCUGGCCAGCGGUUUGGGAGUGCCGAAAAAGAAGUUGCUCAUUUCUGUACCAGCUAGCGCCUACAAAUUCACCCUGAAAACGAAGGACAAGACAAUUCCAGGAUCACCGACUGAAGAAAAAGAGCCAACGGUCAUCAGCCAGAAAGAGCUCUGCGAUUUGAUGAGCGCGGGUGAAUGGACCGUCGAAAGGGACACGGACCUGACCGCCCCUUACGCUUUCAAGGAUUCCACGUGGAUCGCCUUCGAGGACAAGACCUCGGUCGGAAUAAAGGGCAAGUACGUCUUGCUACGGGAACUUGCUGGUCUGGGAAUUCACGACGUCGAGAAUGAUCAGAAGAACAACUGUGGUAAGCCGAUUACCUACGAGGUUUACCAUUCCUUUACGGACAUGAAAAGAAAGACACGUGGCGCAGUCUUGGCUUCGCUGGAGAAUGACAUCCAUCAUAUGGAAAUCCCCACAUCGAGGCACGUCAAGUCCUCCGGAUACAGGAUCGUCAGAGUAGUCGAUACGGCUGGUGCAAUCCAUGCGAUCCGUGAGAACACGCAAACCGAGUUCAUAUGUACCAGACAAGGAUAUUUUGUGCAUCCGAAGAGUUGUAACAGAUUCUACCGUUGCGUCAAGUUCGAUCAGGGAGUCGACGACUUCUCCGUUUUCGAAUUUGACUGCCCAGCUGGUUUGGCAUUCGACGAACGUACCGAGGUCUGCGUCUGGCCUGGAUCUCUGACUGAAGGAUCACCCUGUCCAGGAAGUAGUGAGAUUGCCCCAGUUCCUCGCGCUAGGUUCCAGUGUCCUGAACGUGACGGUUACUAUGCUGACCCUCAGAACUGCAGAUGGUUCUUCGCCUGCUUUGACUUAGGUGAACCAGAACCGAUGGCAUACGAAUUCCGCUGUCCCUUCGGCCUGGUGUUCGACGAACAGAAACUGAUCUGCGAAUGGCCAUGGCUUGUACCUGGCUGUGGGUCAUCAGGAUACUCGAGGACAGAGUAUGGGGGAGGAGAAUAUGGUAUUAGGCAGCAAGGACACGGAGCAGGAUAUGGACAGGGUUCGGGUAACGGAGAUGCGGGCUAUGGAGAUUAUUCUGGUACUGGCAUAGGCGGAGGUGGACAGUAUGGAUCAGAGUUUGACGGUCCCCUAUACAAAGGAUCUAAUCCCAGUGAAUCGAGGUAUUCCGAAACUGGAUCUGGCCAAUACGAUGGGGCAAAUAGAGAGCUUAAGUAUCCCGGGGAUGGAGGCUUUAGGGGGCAGGGUUAUUCAGGACAAGGAGCUGAUGGAUCAGGAUACUCUGGUGCGGAGGGUGCAGGAGGUGAAGGAGGCAUAGGAGGUGUGGGAGGCGUGGGAGGCGUAGGAGGUGUGGGAGGCGUGGGAGGCGUAGGAGGCGUGGGAGGCCCUGGAGGCAGAGGAGGUAUAGGAGGUAAAGGAGGUGUUGGAGGCGUAGGAGGUGCAGGAGGCAGAGGAGGCAUAGGAGGUAAAGGAGGUGUUGGAGGCGUAGGAGGUGCAGGAGGAGCCGGAAAUGACGGAGGUUCAGGAGCAGGAUCAAAAUAUUUUGGUGCGGGAGGAGCUGGAUAUGGAUAUUCUGGAGCAGGAAAUGCCGGAGGAGCUGGAUCUAGAUACUCUGGAGCAGGAGGCGUGGGAUCUCAGUAUUCUGGUGCAGGAGGAGCGGGAUCUGGAUAUUCUACAGCAGGAAGUACCGGCGCAGCUGGAUCAAGAUACUCCGGAGGAGCAGGCCUUCGAUCUCAAUAUGCUGGCGCAGCAGGAUCUGGAUCUGAAUAUUCUGGAGCAGGAGGCGGUGAAUCCCAGUAUUCAGGCGCAGGAGGAGCAUCUCAAUAUUUUGGAGUAGGAGGUGAAGGAUCUGGAAUAUAUGGAGCAGGAGGUGCUGGAUCGAAGUAUUCAAGUUCAGGAGCAAGCUCUGGCUACUCUGGUACUGGAGGCGCGGGACUCGGACAUUCUGGUGCGGAAGGAGUGGAAUCUGGAUAUUCUGGAGAAGAUGGUGCUGGAUCUAAAUACUCUGGAGCGGGAAGUACUGGCACUGGAUCUUCAGGAGUUGCAGGUUCUGAACACUCUGAUGCAGGAUCUAAAUAUUCUGGUGCCGGAGAUAUAGGGUCUAAAUAUACUGGCAUUGGAGCAGGUGGAUAUUCUGUUUCUGGAGGUAAAUACUCUGGUGCAGGAGGAGCAGGAUCUAGCUACUCUGGAGUAGGAGGUAUCGGUUCUAAAUAUUCAGGCGCGGGAGGUGCAGGAUCUGUAUAUUCCGGUGCAGGAGAAGCAGGAUCUGGGCAUGCUGUAGCAGGAGGUGUUGAAUUUGGAUCUAAAUAUUCUGGUGCAGGAUAUGGACAUUCCGAAACUGAAGAUGCAGGAUCUGAAUACUCUGGUACCGGAGGUGAAGGAUCUCAAUAUUUUGGAGUGGGUAGUACAGGAUCUAGAUACUCUGGCACUGGAAACGUAGGCUCAGAAUACUCCGGUGCAGGAGGUAUAGGAUCUCAAUAUUCUGGAGCAGGUAGUACAGGAUCUGCAUACUCUGGCGUAGGACGUACAGGAUCCAAGUAUUCUGGUUCAGGCAGUGCAGGGUCUAUACAUUCGGGAUCAGAUGGAAGCGCGUAUUCCGGAUCCGUAGGUGAUGGAUCAAAAUACGCGGGUGCAAACGGUGGAUCCUCGAUAUUGGGAACUGACGUAUCCGGCCAAGGGAGGUACACAGGAAGCACAUACACCGGGUACACGGGAUCAGGUUCAACCAGCUCAUCAGAUUCUGGAAUCUCAUCUGGCUCUGGAUAUAGCGGAGCUGACAGCAGCGGAUCAGGAUACUCGGAAGCUGGUGGAUUUGGUACGAAAUACUCUGGAUCAACCGGAAGUGGAUCUGACCACGGCGUGUACCCUGGUGAAGGCGUUUCAACCGUGACAUAUGGGGGAUCCAGAAAACCUGGAGUCGUAAUACAGCCGGUGCCUAUUGGGCAGAGACCCGGUUCUUCAAUUUACCAAACCGGAACAACGGGAAGCGGAUACGUUUCGACCGUCGGACAGACCGCGAGCAUUGCUGGAAAUAGCGGCUACAACGGGUUCAGUUCUUCUACCAAAUAUGGAGGGUCUGGCAAAGACGGACUCUCCGUUUCUGUUCAGACGGGAGGAUCCGGUUAUGGUAGUUCUUCGGGAGCAGCUGGAGAUUACUCUGGAGACCAUGGCAGCAGCAGCGGUUCCGAUGAACAGGACGUAGUCAACGGCGGAAUAAGUUCAGGUUCGGUGUUCUUGACCAAGACUAGUGGAAGUGGAGCCAGUGAAUAUGCUGGGCAACAAAACGUGGGGUACACCUCGUCGGGACAGAGUGACUUCGACGCACAAGAUGUGGUGAACGGAGGACAUAAUUCAGGUUCUAUUGUAGUGAGUGGGGCAACCGGAAGCGGAGCUGGCGGCUACACCGGUCAAGGAAUCAACUCCGGUUCAGUUGUUGUCACCGGAAGUACAGGAAGCGGGUACACCAGCAGACCCAUAACCGGAAACGCGUUCACCAGUGUCUCGAGCUCUGGAAGUGGGUACUCCACCCCUCUGACAACUCUCAAUCCAGCCUACAGUGUCUUCGGUACCAGAAAGCCGGUAACACCAGCGCAAGAAAUUUUCUUGCAAGCUGUGACCCCUGGAUACUCGGUCACAGGUUCCGGCAUUAAGACAAGCGUAACGUACGGUUCAUCUUCUGGAUCGAAGGGUGCAGGUGGCAUCGUAACAGGAUCAGGUUAUACUGGCGGAGUAACCGGAAGCGGCAAUUUCCUCGUCAACGAAGCGAACACUGAAUACCAUGGCGUGGGUUACGAAGGUGACCACGUUACCGGUAUCAGUGGAGGUACGUCAAGCAACCAUGGAAGUAGCGGAUACGUGGAUACUGGCUCAUCCAGUACGGUCAGCGAGGUUGGCAAGGGAGGAAUUUUCACUGGAACAACGACGUACCAUGGCAAGGGAGGAAGCUCGAGCAGCCAUUUGUCCACCAAGACUUCCAACACCAAUGGAAAUGGUAUUCGAGGUGGUUUCGUCACGAGUGACGUGCAUGCAGGAACAAUUCUAUCUCACGACGGCUCUUCGGGCACUGUCAUUUCCGGCAACGAAGAUGAGGGUUCGGCUUACGUAGGAUCCAGCACGCCUGGAUACGUCGAGACCAAUUCUGUGACUCCAGGAUAUGUCAUCAAUGGAGUAACGAAGACCGUUUAUGGUCAGAGCACGCCUGGAACAUUCAUCACGGGAACAGCCGCACCUGGAGUUAUUUAUCAAAGUAAUGCCGGUCCUAGUUCUUACGUUGAAGGGCAGACCUAUAAGGGAGCCGGCGCCCGCGGCUCUACAGUGAAUGUUGCUGGUGUCAGAGGAUCGACCACAUACUAUGGCAACACUGGUGCCUCUCCAGGCAACAAGGGUGGAGCCUUCAGCGUUAACGGGGGCGUAAGUUCCAGUCAAGAUAGUGGUUACAAGACGAACGAAUACCAUGAUAACGGAGGACGCGGAAGCGUGACAUACAACAACGGCUACACGACUACAAAGUUCACCGAAAAAGAGCUCCAAGAUCGUUAUCCUACUUACGCUUCUUUGCCAGACACUAUCGUCUCAGGCGGAAGAAUAGAGGGAAGUAGAGGCGUAGUCCUGGGAAAUACUAUAGCCGGAUAUGACGGGCACACAAGCCAGCAAUUCACGAAGACUGGACCGACCAAGACUGGUAUCACGACCGCUCAAAUUGGCGGCACUGGAUCGUACGUUACCAACACAGGAUACCGUCGACCUACGCCAUCACCAACCCACCAGAACAUAGGCAGCCAAGCCUUCGCAACGGGUCAGGGAUCGAGCAAGGGGUACUCCACCAGUGGUGGUUCGAUCGGAAGUGACGUUAAUGGUCUCGCAUACGUCACGUCGACCGUCGCACCGGACGUGAGUCACAUCGACACAUCCAAGAUCAAUCUUGGCCCUGCAUCAACGGGUGGAUCAUCUGGCUACCGCUACACCAAGCCAUCGGUACAGUUUGUCACUGGAAGCGUAACAUCCUCGACUCCAACUCCGUUCUCCGUAACCUACCAGGAGCCCGUUGCUCCUCUUACCGUCACGACACCAGCCUCUCCACACUUGAACGUCGAAGUGUACAACACUCCGUCCGUCGUCACGUCGGCACCAAUCACGGCCGCCCCAGCCGUCGUCAACACUUACAGCUACAGACGGCCUUCCAGUGGAUACAAGCAACCUUCGUAUCAGACCACAGGUUCCUCAACUGGAAACUCUGCCUCCGGUGGCUACAAAUACAGACGACCAACUCAAACUCCUGUUUAUCAGGGUUCUGUCGAAGGUGACCAGCAGCUAUUCACUGUAAGCUCGACCCCAGCCCCGAUCGCUUUCGCUACGAGACCAGCGGACGUCUACAAAACGACUCUCUUCGAGGCAGCCAAGCUACCCGCUGCAGUUUCCAGUCUCGCACCAGUCUUCGACAACGGAUAUAAGACCGUCGUUUCGUCGACAGUUGCUCCGGUCGCUGUCACGACCGGUCAGUACUUCUACAAGGACAGCAGAUUUGAAACAAGUUCAGCUGUAAGCGGUCUGACGUCCGACAAAUUUGACAUCGACAACCAGCAGCCUGGUACAGUGUUUCAGAAAAUACCCUUCGGCUCGACACCCACUCCCAACACCGAGGACGGCUACACUUACGAAAAACCAACGAAUCAGCUCAGCUACAAUUCUCCAAGCACCGUCACUCCUUCAGUGACCAUUCAUCAGCAACCAAAAUACAACAUCGGAGGUCAACAGGUUAAAUACGCUACGGUCAGCACACCUGCUCCAGACUUUGAUGGCUCGUACCAAAGACCGUCUAUCCCUGCCCGUCCAGCUGCGAAGCGACCGACUUACCAGAAAGAAUUCGGCUCCGUGUCCACGUCCUUCUCCUCUGCAGGAGCGCAAGGUUACCAAUACUCGAAGCCAGCGGUGAAAUUCGUCUCUUCGACCGCAAGUCCCGACUAUACAGGUAGCCGUGGUGGCUCUCCGACUAAUUUAGAUAUCCCACAAGACGAGGUCAAGAAACUGAUCGGCAACUAUGAACGCGGUAGCGUCAAGUACACUUCGAAUUCAUACGGUGACGAGAGCAUCGGAAGUGUCGACAACUCAGGAGCUUUCGGCUACAAGGACUUCGGCAAGAGGCCGAGCGUCACCCCGACAGUCUUCGUAUCCUCAACGGCGUCGCCCUCCUACGAACCAACGACUCCGGACUCUAAUAUUCGCUCAAAUGCCUACGGCAGGUACUCUUCGAGCAGAGUGAGCGGUUCAUCCGGUUACAGAGGUGCAGGCUACUACUCUUCGCAAGCUCCAUCGUACGAAAUCUCAACGGUGCAGACACCGACGAAAGAAGGAAAGGGCAAAGUGAUCGUGAAAUUGAGUGACCUGCACCCUCUUCUGCUGGGAAAACUCGGCGCUCAAUGUACCUGCAGGUCGGAUCCGUUCGAGACGCUUCGUGGUCCAGGCGCCAAAUCCAUCCUGAUAAAAUCCAACAAGGGAAAGAUUGACUUGUCGAAGUACGACGAAUCCGACGUUUACGUAGACCUUGAAGCCGAUCGCGAACCCGGCCAAUCCGUCGGUUAUUACAGAUCCCCGACUCCAGGACCCUCCGCAUCGUCCUUAAGGACUCCAGCGACCGCCAUCUUCGGCGUAACAACUCCGGCGCCUCCGCAGGUCUUCAGGUCUCGCGGCAAGCCGUCUACCGCCUACCUUCCGGCUGUUUCGACCCCCUCAACGAUCGGUGGUUCUUCCGGUCCGGUAAUAGUUGUUCCUGAUGACGGGGGCCUCGGAAGCCCGUCGGACAUCGCUGAUACCCAAUUCGUCGCCGCUCCAGAAGGCUUCGUUAAGGAAGGUGCUCCCGUAGGUCGCACUGCAGGAGUUAGAAGGAAGAGUGGAAGGACUUCCGGAAGCGCCGGAGCGAUCGGAAAUGCUAUCGGCGGCGCAGGCGCCGCGUUCGAUCGGUACGGACCAGGCGGAUGGCGAAACGACGACGAGACUCUUCAGGGCGGCUCGGACUGCGCCAGAGCCGGACUUUUCCGCCAUCCGAAGUACUGCAACAAGUUCUACGCCUGCCACUACGACGAGUGGAAGCAGAAAUUCACACUCCACGUCUUCAACUGCCCGGUUCACCUCAGCUUCGACAGCACCGCCGGUGCUUGCAACUGGCCCACCACGGGACCUGCUUGCCAAGACGACAAUCUUCUCGUUUAAGAAAUCCCCCAUUACGGUGAUUACAAGAGCCGCUUUUGCGCGGUUCGUUAUACCCCAAGAUCCAAGGUUCAGCUUAGAAUUCGAUUUACGUAGUGAAAGGUUUCGCGGCUUGAAGAUUUUUCGCAAAAUUAUUCAUCGCAGUAUCGAGAUCAAAGUCAUGCUUGGUACCGUUUUACAGCUUGUAACUUUCAUUGUGUAAACGAGAAAACGAACGUUGUGAAUUACUGUCUCUCUUUUUAUACACUUCUUCGGAGUCCCGUUCUCUACAACCGCAGCACUAAAUAUUCCGCGACAAUUCAAACCAGACACGGUGACAGCGAGCGAACACGUCCAACGUUCCGUGGGUGAAAGUAGCUCGCAAUUAUCGGCUGGAACGCCGCGUAGCUAUAACAGCGAAAAAGUUGAACCUUGUAUUUAACGUGUAUACUGAAUAACAUUUAUAUAUAAUAUAUAAAUAUAUAGGCGUAUCGUAUAGGUAUACAUAUAAUAUACACGAAGAAAUCUGUAUGCUUAUAUAGAGCAGUGUAAAUAUUUUACGUUUCUACGUUAAUUUCUUCUGAAUUUGUAUAUAUUGGGACAUGCGUAUUUUUUGGACAAAAAGAAAAAAGAGACACAAGAGAGAUAUGAAAAAGUAAUAAGACUUGUCCCGCGAUUGUCGAGUGAUGUACGGCGCUACAGUGAUCUGGUGCAAAAUUUGUAUAUAUAUAUAGAAGAAGAAAAAACUUGUUUGAGUUGCAUCGAAGGUUCAGUAAUAUUUCUGUUUCUUCUGUUCGGAGAUUCAUGAAACAUCGUUGAAAUACUCAUAAUUGAAAGAGUGAUAAUUGUUUGUUUGUUUUUUAAUCUAUCGCUUUGAUAUUCUCAUUUUCUCGCAUAAUUUUCCGCCUUCUGGAUGGUCAUUUGCUGAUAUGUAUCGAUUGUCCAAAAUUGGAUUAAUCGCUCGUCUGAUUUUUUAUCUCUCUAAUCCUAACGAUCAUUUCGAAUUUUUUAUUCGCAGGAUUAUUUUUUAUCGUUUUUAUAAAUGUAGCUGAAUUUUUAUUCCUUCUUCACGAUAUGUUUAACGAAAUCCUUUUCUCUUAUACCUAUUAUAUUACGUAUACUCUCUGAUAAUAAUUUAUUUAUGCUUUUCAUUAGCGAGUAAGGAAAUUCAGUAUAACACAAAGUUAUGAAAAGAUUUAUAAAUGCAUCAAAACAUUAAAUUAACGUUUUGAUGAACAUAUAAUAGUUAUCAAACCAAUAAGUAUAAACGUUAUAAGACAACUCGACAGAUAAUUCACGUCCAGCUUAUAACGAGAGUAUUGCACGUUUGGUAAUACUGAAGAAAUAUUCUUUUUUCUCGUCUGUAUUUUUUUUUUUUUUUUGUGUUUUUCUACAACCGCUGUUGAAUCGCGCUUAUAAUAUAAUUACCGUGCCAUUACUUUACGGUUACUUCUUACAUAAUAAUAUUUUACUGAAUAAAGAAUAUAAAUUAA
Neodiprion virginianus is the source of this 10073-nucleotide messenger RNA. Its product is annotated as mucin-19-like. NCBI's taxonomy places the organism in Eukaryota, Metazoa, Arthropoda, Insecta, Hymenoptera, Diprionidae. Gene Ontology annotation, molecular function: chitin binding. The record is from RefSeq and is a predicted model, not a curated record. Gene Ontology annotation, biological process: carbohydrate metabolic process. The transcript is spliced from 12 exons. Gene Ontology annotation, cellular component: extracellular region. The coding region runs from base 754 to 8604 and encodes 2616 amino acids.